Rotaria socialis is the source of this 537-nucleotide messenger RNA. Lineage: Eukaryota; Metazoa; Rotifera; Eurotatoria; Philodinida; Philodinidae. The record is from the annotation of a GenBank genome assembly.
AUGCUCUCUAACGAUAAUCUUGAAACCACUAAAUCAGUUGUAACUGAUUAUUUCAUUUGGCGUCUAAAAAGUAAACGAGUGACUAAUAAUCGUUUAUUUGACAUCGUACACGCAGCUGGUUAUGAUACUGAAAGAAAAUAUUCUUCUUCACUAUCGUUUUCAAAUUGUCAUAGUUCAUCAUCAAUGAUAAAUGCUGAAGCUAUUCAUCGUGCGAUAGGCAACGAAUUAUUCAGUGAUGGAAAAAUUUCAUGGGCUAGAAUAAUCACAUUUAUUUCGUUUUCUGCUCUACUCGCUGAAAACAUUUUGAAAGAAACACGAGAAGAAGAAAAGGAUACAAUCAUUUCGUCUACGAUAGAUUGGACAACAAAUUUCAUCGAUCAAAAUUUCCAGACGUGGCUUGAAAGUGAAAGAUAUUGGGCUGGUUGUUUGAAUAUGUAUAAAAUUCCAGAACGCCAAAAUUCUUUGUAUGCUUAUGGUAAUUUUCUUCGAGCUAUAGGAGCGAUCACACUUGGUUUGAUGUGUAUGAUAAGCACAUAA